This is a messenger RNA of Stegastes partitus (bicolor damselfish), 1856 nucleotides long. RefSeq names its product complement component 8, beta polypeptide (gene c8b). Bases 1 to 1752 code for a protein of 583 amino acids. Gene Ontology annotation, biological process: complement activation. The transcript is spliced from 12 exons. Gene Ontology annotation, molecular function: protein binding. The record is from RefSeq and is a predicted model, not a curated record. NCBI's taxonomy places the organism in Eukaryota, Metazoa, Chordata, Actinopteri, Pomacentridae. Gene Ontology annotation, cellular component: membrane attack complex.
AUGCUUUCUGUGAUGACCCAGACGAGAGCGCUCAGUUUGCACAGCUGUCUGCUUUGUGUUGCUCUGAGUUGGGUGCUGCUAAGCAAAGUUGCAGUAACAACAACCAGCAGUGUCCGUGAAGCUCGGUCAGCGGGUGGUCAGGUGGUUCAGCCGGUGGACUGUGUGUUGUCGGAGUGGAGUGCAUGGUCACGCUGCGACACUUGUCAGAAGAAGAGAUAUCGCUAUGCUAAGCUGGAGCAGCCCUCUCAGUUCGGAGGGGAGCCGUGCAGUUUCUACGGCAGGGAGGAGGAGGCCUGUAUCGUUCCAGCCCGCUACACCUGUGACAAUGUUCCUGUAUGUGAGGGAUUCCUCUGCAGCCAGACAGGUCGCUGUAUUCCCAGAACGCUGCAGUGUAGUGGCGAGGACGACUGUGGGGACAUGUCAGAUGAAGCAGGCUGUAAGAAGGUUUCUAAGCCCUGCAGGCAGGAGGCUGAGGAGUACUGGGGAAUUGAAAAUCUUGCCAAAGGAAUAAACAUCCUGAACAGCAACCUGGAAGGAGUGGUGCUCGACAACAGAUACUACGCAGGCAGCUGUCUGCCUCACUACAUCCAGGAUGUCAGAUUCAGGAAGCCUUACAACUUACAGCAGUACACGCUACAGACAAAAGGCUCAUAUGAUUUCACCCUGCAGUCUUUUGAUUCCUACUCUGACUACAUGGACCACACCGUUAAGGAGCGCACGUCAAAAACCACUGUCUCUAUCGGCUUUGCCAUUCCAGGGGUAGUGGAAUUUGGAUACAACUUCAACAGCGACAAAUACUCUAAGUCAGUCCAGAAGAUUCGCCGUUACUCUGGCAAGACCAACAGCUUUGUGAGGGCAAAAUCAGAACUGGAGUUGGCCCAGUACAUGCUGAAGUCGGAUGAUUUGAUGCUUCACCCAGAAUUUCUGCAGCGCCUUCGCUCUCUGCCACAGACUUAUGUUUAUGGGGAAUACAGGCAGAUCUACAGGGACUACGGUACCCACUACAUCACCGAGGCUGCCCUCGGAGGAGACUAUGAGCACACCAUCAUCUUGAACAAGGAAAGGCUGGAGAAGUCAGAUUACUCUUUGGAAGACUACUCAUCUUGUGUGCAGUCAGGCCUGAAGGUUGGAGCGAGCAUAAGUGGUGUUUAUGUAUCGGCUGGGUUGAAUUUUGGAUCCUGUAGUGGCCUGCUGAAUGAGAUGGGAGGGGACACAGUCAAUGGCAGCAUGGUGGAGGACUUUGUUGCUGUCGUAAACGGUGGAAGCAGCGAAUCCAUCAGUGCUUUGGUGUCAAAGAAGCUUCCCACCCCAGAGCUGAUGAGACUGUGGGGCGAAGGCGUGCGCUUCAACCCGGACUUCAUUCGCAAAACAACGCGGCCGCUGUAUGAGCUGGUGACCUCCAGAGACUUUUCCCAUUACGCCACCCUGAAAAGAAACCUGAAGCGAGCCCUGUCGGAGCACCUGGCUGAGGCUAGUUCAUGUCGCUGCGCUCCCUGUCGCAACAAUGGAGUGGCUGUUAUGAGAGGCACAAGGUGUGACUGUGUGUGUCCUGUUGGUUACACUGGACGGGGCUGUGAAAUCACGAAUAGGCAAAAAGAAGUGGCCAUCGACGGCAGCUGGAGCUGCUGGGGAGCCUGGUCGUCCUGCAGUGGAGGGAAACUGACGAGGAGUCGGCAGUGUAACAACCCGACACCCAGCAAUGGAGGCAUGACAUGCAGCGGACUGCAGGAAGAGUCUACUGGCUGCUUUUAGAAACCCCUGAUGUCGAGGAUGUCAUAGUGUGUGGUGUGUUUGUCUUUGACUGCCUAAGUGUGACUUAAUGAUUCAUAUUUGAAUAAAAAGGUACCUAAAUUGGA